UCUCACUCCAGCUUCAACUGAGCCCUGAGAGGAAUCAUCCAGCCUGAGAUAUCACCACCAUGUCUGAUCAAAAUACCAACCCGACCCCUUCUCCUGCCCCCCCUGUUCCCACUGGACGCCCUCCAAAGGUGUCUGGCCGUGGUCGUGCCGCAGGUCCCAGCUCCAACUCCAACUCUGACUCAGCGGAAAUACCUGAGUUUGAGCCAUUUGGCGUGGUGGGUCCGAGAGGUCUUCCACCUCUGACUGAGUACUUGGACAUCUGGGAUGUGGACAUGAUGAGGAGGCCAGAUGAGAUCAACAAGAAGCGUCACCACACUGUGUAUUACAACUCUGAGAAUCUCAUCGUCCGCAGAGGACAAGAGUUCGAGGUCAAGAUCACCUUCAACCGUGCCUACAAACCUACUGACAAAAUUGCUGUGGAAUUUGUCAUUGGGUCAAACCCUCAGUACAGCAAGGGCACCUACAUCCCUGUCUUCCCCACCAAAGAGCGCCCGACCAUCUGGGAGGGCCGCAUCAGCAACACCUCUGACAACGUGGUCACCAUGGCCAUCACUCCCGCCGCCAACUGCAUUGUGGGGAAGUAUCACAUGUACAUUGCUGUGUCAACACCGUACGGCAUCCGCAGGACCAGACGAGAUGCAAGUCGGGACCUCUACAUCCUCUUCAACCCCUGGGUGGCCGAUGAUGCCGUGUUUCUGGAUGAUGAGGAGGAGAGGGAGGAGUGUGUGAUGUCUGAGAUGGGGAUCAUCUACCAUGGCGCCUUCGAUGAUGUCUCUGAGAGAGACUGGAACUAUGGACAGUUUAACUAUGGAGUCCUGGAUGCCUGUCUGUACAUCCUGGACAAGUCUGAGAUGCCCAUCACCAACAGAGGAGAUCCCAUCAAAGUGACCAGGAAGGCCUCUGCCAUGCUGAACUCGCGUGAUGACGAAGGUGUGCUGGUGGGGAGCUGGAGCGGCGACUACACCUACGGAGUGGCACCCACUUCCUGGACAGGAAGCACAGACAUCCUCCUAACCUUUGCCAGCAGCAAGUUGCCUGUCUGCUACGCUCAGUGCUGGGUCUACGCAGCUGUCUUCAACACCUUCCUGCGCUGUCUCGGCAUACCGGCCCGAGUCGUCACCAACUUCUACUCUGCCCAUGACAACGAUGGAAACCUGAAGACUGACAUCAUCCUGGAUGAGAAUGGCAGGAUUGAUCGCAACCGCACCAGAGACUCUAUCUGGAACUAUCACUGCUGGAAUGAGUGCUACAUGACCAGACCAGACCUCCCAACUGGCUUUGGAGGCUGGCAGGUUGUGGAUGCAACACCACAGGAGACCAGUGAUGGCAUGUACAGAUGUGGACCGGCAUCAGUCCAGGCCAUCAAACAUGGACAGAUAUGCUACCCAUUCGAUGCUGCCUUUGUGUUUGCUGAGGUUAACAGCGAUGUGGUGUUUUAUUCCCGGAGUAAUGAUGGGACCAUGGAACCAGUCAAAGUGAACCAGACUCAUGUGGGCCGCAUGAUUUUGACAAAAGCUCCAGGAGCGCUGACCCGCCGUGACAUCACCGAUCAGUACAAGUUCCCUGAGGGCAGCAAUGAGGAGCGGACUGUCCUGGUAAAAGCUGAGGAGUACGGGUGUAAACGGGAGAAGUCCAGCCUUCCUGUGGCUGACGUGGACCUGAUCCUGCCAACCUUGGAGGUCUCUGUGGGUAACGACUUUGAGCUGAACGUGGAGUUUAAAAACGAAAGUGAUGAGCGCCGCACUGUGGACACCUACAUUAGUGGGACCAUAGUGUAUUACACCGGAGUCACCAGCUCCGAGUUCCUGUUCAGAAACCCCACUGUGACAGUUGGCCCCAGAAAAAGCGUGAAGGAGACGGUGGUGGUCGAGUCAAAGAACUACAUGAAGAAGCUGGUGGAACAGUCCAACCUCAACUUCAUCGUUACAGGCAAGGUCAAGGAGACCGGCCAGAUUGUCACCGCUAUGAAAGUCGUCACGCUGCACAAUCCCAAACUCACCGUUGAGGUGUCUGGCCCGCACAAAGUCAAUGAAGAGAUGAUGGCGACUGUGGAGUUUACAAACCCGUUCACCUUCAGCCUGGAGGGUGUCUUCAUUCGCAUAGAGGGACCGGGAGUCAUGUUGCCCAAGUUCAAAUAUUACAGUCUGAUCACAGGAGGAUCCUCUCUGACCUGGACCGAGUAUUUUACCCCGCAGAGGGCCGGGACCACCAGGCUGAUCGCCACGCUUGACUGUCCUACUCUCAGGCAGGUCUACGGCCAAGUGUCCAUCACCAUCGAACCCUGAGGAUCGCUGCUGGACUGCUGACGCCCAGCAUCAUUAAAUUCAGUUACACUUCAGCCAAAAUAUAGGCCUUGCUAACAUAGUUAUGUAACUGUAGGCUCACAACUACUCAACAGGUAUAUCUUCAACAUUUAUGAUA
Scomber japonicus (chub mackerel) is the source of this 2421-nucleotide messenger RNA. It is a transcript of the gene f13a1b, whose product is annotated as coagulation factor XIII, A1 polypeptide b. Gene Ontology annotation, biological process: blood coagulation, fibrin clot formation; peptide cross-linking. The transcript has 15 exons. Lineage: Eukaryota; Metazoa; Chordata; Actinopteri; Scombriformes; Scombridae. Gene Ontology annotation, molecular function: protein-glutamine gamma-glutamyltransferase activity. The record is from RefSeq and is a predicted model, not a curated record. The coding region runs from base 60 to 2285 and encodes 741 amino acids.